AUGUCUAUUUUCAGCGAUCUCAUCUCCCGGAGUAAUUUCGCUCUCUCGAAGCGCGACGUGGCGUUUGGAAGCGACUCGGAUACGGUUGUCAAUCUCAUGAUUGCCUUCCUCGGCAUCUCCUUCUUCGCCCUCGUACUCGUAGCCUUGCUGGUUAUAGUGCGGCGAGCAAGGCGCGACCGGGCGUCGCAAGGGGAGACCCUGCCGCAGUACAACGAUAUCAAGCACGACGACGGCCGCAACACCCGUCAUCUGACCAUUCAGACCCCCGACGGCCGAUCGAGCAUCUUCGUCGUGAACGGCCGCCCCAUGCUGGCCGACCCGAAUUCCCCGCCCUACUCUCCUAAUAACAUCCCCGAGAUCCACAUCACCUUCCCCGACGAGCAGGACGAGAAUGGCCGCAACAAAGGCGGCCGCGUCGUGGUCGUGCGAGUCGGCGAGACCUCCGUCGGCCUCGAGCCUGUACGGGACGAGCAGCUUCCCGCCUACUCCAAGGAGGGCGGUACCGGGUUCUACUCUAUCGACAUGGACCAGAUCGGCGGGCUGAAGGAGAAGGACCGCUCCCAGUUCUCGUGA
Molecule: messenger RNA, 573 nt
Organism: Durotheca rogersii
Lineage: Eukaryota; Fungi; Ascomycota; Sordariomycetes; Xylariales; Xylariaceae
Exons: 1
Coding region: 1-573 (190 amino acids)
Source: RefSeq, a predicted model, not a curated record